AUGACGAUGGAAGCAAAGCUUUAGAAAAAGUCUUUUCUUUUUAACAAAAUAAGCUCCUGCACACCCACAGCGGCUGCGUACCCAUCUGCCAGUGGAGGAUGUUGCCUCGGAGGCAAAUAUGAUGUCAUGUAAAGCUUCAGCCCCACCAGGAGGGAGAGGGAGGCAGCGCCGGAUGAGGACACCACACGGAUGCAUAUCGGCUGCUUUUGGCCCUUUCUGAAAUACAUCUGAAAGGGAAAGGGAAAGAAAAGAAACCUAUCGGAGCGGUUUUUGGUAAACGUGUUCGUGUCCUGCCGCUUUGAGGCAGGAGGAGCGGCACCGGCCGGUGAUGCUGCGGCCCCACCGGACUCCAUCAGGUGUAUUGAACCGCACACGGCUCCGACGUCCUCCGCUUGAGGCAUGUUUCCGCCCUCCGCCUCCAUCGUCGACAUCGGUCCGCCCUAGCUGUCGCCUCUUCAGACUUCCACACUUUGCCUCCGGGACUACACGCUUCACUUGUCCUGUUUCUCUCGGGACAUUUCUUCGGGUAAUGAGCAUCCUGCCGCCCUCCAGAAGACGCCCGUCCGGUGGUGCUGCUUUUGGCCGCGUGGCCCUGUGACUUCAGAGGCGGCGGGUGGAGGACAGCUCAGGUCUCAGCCAUGGCCAGCGAACCCGUUAUCCUCAACGUGUACGAUAUGCAGUACUGGAUAAAUGAAUACACUUCCAAUCUGGGGAUUGGAGUCUUCCACUCAGGCAUUGAGAUAUAUGGCAGAGAAUUUGCAUAUGGGGGCCACCCGUACCCUUUCAGUGGCAUCUUUGAGAUCACUCCGGGGAACGCCUCUGAGCUGGGAGAGACAUUCAAAUUCAAAGAGGCCAUUAUUUUGGGCACCACUGACUUCACAGAGGAGGACAUUGAUAAGAUCAUGGAGGAGCUGGGUAAAGAGUUCAAAGGCAAUGCCUACCAUCUAAUGCACAAAAACUGCAACCACUUCUCGUCCUCGCUGUCUGAGUUGCUGUGUGGCCGUGAAAUCCCUCGCUGGGUCAACCGACUGGCGUACUUCAGCUCCUGCGUCCCCUUCCUGCAGAGCUGCCUACCCAAGGAGUGGUUAACCCCGGCCGCCCUGCAGAGCCACAUCAGCCUCGGCCUCCACAAAGAGGGGCACAACGAGUCGAGCGACGACGACCGCUCGUCCCCCUCCGAGGCCGCGCCCGCCGGCUCCUCCCACAGCUGUCGCCACACGAGGGUGUGAAUUGCCCAACAUGCACUGACCUCUAAGUACCAAAGCCACCUCUGCUCAAGGGCCGCGGCGCUAGUAGGCUCGAACAACCGGCUCACCUCAUGCUAUUUGUUCUGUUAGUAAAAAGGCAGGAAAUGAAGAUGUGUCCUCGUUCAGACACACCGCCUGGCCUGCUGACAACAGGAUGAAAAUGACUGACUUGAGCCCCGAAGCGUGUGCUCAGACUCCACCACAACCACUUGUAGAUCUGAAGUUUGUAGUACACUAUUAUUGUUUUUUUCCAUGAACUUGUAAACCUUUUUCAGCCUUGUUCCCUGCCCUGCCUUCGGAGCUGCUUUUGCAGAACAACUGUCUAGACAUCUAAGGCUACUUAUAAGUGGCAUUACCAGGAAACUACUUCUCAGCUCAAUUUCAACAAGCUCUCGUUCAAUAACCUCUAUGUGGCCUUUCAUUGUGUGGAACCUAAGUAGUUAACCAUGGCCAUUUUAGAGGGUUUAAAGAAUUUAAAGCUCUGUCAGAACUAAAAAUGUUACAUGUUAAAAGACUGGGACAAAAAGCUACACUUUUGAUCAUAUUAUCAAGAGUUUCCUCUCUUUUCCUUUUCUAAAAUGAAUGAUACCACCUGGAGCUUGUUUAAUCAAUGGACUGGCAGUGUGCUAAGGGUGUAGCCAGUGGAUAGAAAGUUGUAAACAAUUACGGUUAUACUGGCAAAUACUGUUGAGUUUAAAUAGUCUCUGUUAAUACAGCCUCGCUUGGACAACAGUUAACCGUUAUUGAGGAACAUCUCAUAGACAAAAACAAAAAGAAACUCAAGAUGCUCUACUGACAGUUAUUGACUUUGUGAUCUUGUACGAUUUUUGUCUACGCUUUUCUAUUCAAACAGUCUUUAUAAAACAGUGCAAUAGGGAAGGGAAUGUAUAUUUACACCCAGAGAAUGUUCCUCUGUCAUAAUGAUCUAAUCACCCUUUGCACCAUUAAACCAAUGAAGAUUAAGCAGCCAUGGAAAAGACGAAAAGAAAUAUCAAUAUUAUCCUUUGAGUGUUGGAAGUCGUUAGUCGUUUAUAGGGUAUGCAUUUUGGGAAACAUACUUAGUUGCUUUCUUGUAGAGAGUAAGAUGAGAAAAUUAACACCAUCUUCAUGGUGGGAUUGUAUGAAUUUGCAGCAGGAAACUUGGUUAGCAUAGCUCAGCUUCAGCAUAAGGGCUUGAAGCAGUUACAGAUAGCCCGGCCUUUUCUAAAGAUCGCAACCCCCCCACUAGCAGACUGAAUUCUCAAUUAACAAAUUAUCUAAUUUGUUUUGCUGCAAAAGAACAAACAAAGUUUAAAACAGACAAUUUUACAGAUUUGUUUUGUUGCUGGCUAGCGGUUUCCCCAUGUUCUGUCUUUAUGCUAGGCUAAGCUAACUGAAUCAUCAUCUAACACAGCAAUACAGAAGUGAAAAGUGUCUUUUCCAAAAUAUGAAACUGUUACAUGUUUUAUUUAUUUCAGCUGAACCUUUACAUGUUAACAGAUAACAUUUUGAUCAUAGUAAACACACGUUUAAGAGGUUGCUCAUACUCCUGAGGUUUGCUGCAGGGAGAAAAUCAGAUACCCAUGAAGGAAAAAUAGGAUGUCAUGAAGUUAUAUGUAAUUAGCAAACAUGCAAGUACCCCCCACCCUCACUCCCCACGCCUGAUACUGAUGAUGGUGGUGAUUAUAAUGAUUUUAAUGAUAAUGAUAAUAAUGACAAACAUAAUUCAAAUGAAUUUUGCCCCCUUUUUUUAAAUACAAAAGCUCAGUGAACCAGGCCGCAUGUUAUUUUAGUCUUUUCCUUGACCUGCUGUAGUCUCUUCAUGGACAGCUACCCUUUUCUCAGGAAGGAAAUCACUCAACUCCUAACAGUGGCAGUCAUCUCAUUCCUGCUGAACCUGUUAAAUGGGGUUGAAAGGGCACAUCUGACUUAUUCUUCAUGUUAUUGAAUAAGCUAUAUUCCUAUUAAUUUUGGAUGUAGUAUUUUGUAUUUCACCAAAUGCCGUGUGUUUGGACCUUUUUGUUACAUUUUUGGUCAGCAGAAGCUGUGCACAGAUCAGUUAUCCGUGCUCAGGAGUCUUUGGGACUUCCUACAGAGCAGACCAGGAAUGUUUCCCGUAUUUCUCAACCGUAACCCAGUAUUUUGCUUCUCUUAUCCCAGAAAAAUGUCAGAAUGAAGAACGAAGAAUAAA
Pungitius pungitius (ninespine stickleback) is the source of this 3417-nucleotide messenger RNA. RefSeq names its product deubiquitinase DESI2. Gene Ontology annotation, biological process: protein deubiquitination. The record is from RefSeq and is a predicted model, not a curated record. NCBI's taxonomy places the organism in Eukaryota, Metazoa, Chordata, Actinopteri, Perciformes, Gasterosteidae. The transcript is spliced from 6 exons. Gene Ontology annotation, molecular function: deubiquitinase activity. The coding region runs from base 639 to 1229 and encodes 196 amino acids.